GAAAAUAUAAUAUAACCUCGAAAUAUGAAUAUUGACGUUUGAGGAAAAUAUUAUUUUGUACAAUGAAUUUUCAGUAACUUCUAUUCGAGAGAAAAAAUGUGGCCUAUUUUACUUGAUAUGACAAGAGAAGAAUCCAUACAUAAUUUGAGAAAUUUGGAAUUGGAGGCUUACUCUUACUUGGUAUCAGCUUUGAGAGCGCAAGGCCCUCUGAGCUUAGAUAAAAAAAAUCUUUUGCGAGAUACAGGUAACAUUUUGAAUAUAACUCAAGAGAGACAUAAAGCAGAAAUAAGAAGAGCAAUAAACGACGAGAAAUUGAAUACAAUUGCAUAUCAUAUUACUGGUCGUAGUGAAUCCUUGGAUGAAUGGGCACAGGAGGGUCGAAGAUUGGUCCCACUUUUACCGAGAAUUGCCCCACAAACUGUAUUUGGUGCUGUAGCAGAUGAAGCUGCUGAAUCUGCAAAUCAGUCAAAUAAGCAAUUACCAUCACCAUCUAACACAGAAAGAAAAAGGCAUGCUGUUUCACAGAUACAGCCCAACAUGAUUUUGGAAACUACUAAAAAUAGUUCCUUCAGAAUUCCAGAUCCACCAAAAGCUGAUGAAUGUAAAAAGCGGAAAUUGAUGUCCAACAAUGAAAACAGUAGCCUAGCCCAACACCUUUUGGCUCCAAAAUUAUGUAGGAUUCAACAGCUAUAUAG
Leptinotarsa decemlineata (Colorado potato beetle) is the source of this 695-nucleotide messenger RNA. RefSeq lists its product as uncharacterized. Gene Ontology annotation, biological process: regulation of DNA-templated transcription. The record is from RefSeq and is a predicted model, not a curated record. Lineage: Eukaryota; Metazoa; Arthropoda; Insecta; Coleoptera; Chrysomelidae. Gene Ontology annotation, cellular component: nucleoplasm.